AUGGUAACUGGUAAUGUUUCUGUGUUCUUUGGAGGUUACCUUGUAUUAGGUCCAGACUGGCAUCUUAUGCUCUCAAGCUGUUUAUUUAUUGUUCUUGGGUCUGCAGCGUUUGUAUAUAUUAAUGUUUUCACUAAUAUUUGUGUAGCUGUUGUGUGCUUAUCUAUCAUUUCCUUUGUACUAUUAUUAUUAUGUGCUUUUUUGAAUCCCGGCAUCCUGGUUAAGGAGCCGGCACCGCCUUCAGAUACAGCACCACACGAAUCGAGGUGGGUCGAUGUGGAGUAUUCAAAGUCAGAUGGCACACGUGCGGUGGCAAAGCUAGAGGAAAAAUGGUGUUAUAGCUGCAAUAUUUACCGUCCUCUACGUGCGGUCCAUUGCAGGUUCUGCGAUGUAUGCAUCUUGAGAAGAGACCACCACUGCCCGUGGACGGGAAUUUGCAUUGGUGCUGGUAACUACACCGCUUAUUUUGCUCUUCUUUGGUUAGUGUUGGCGUUGACAAUUGUGGCCUUUGUUGGAGGAGUAGUAUCUCUGAUUCGACGAACGAGGUCUCAUACUCAGGCAAAUAGCAAGCAUGACCCAUUGCACGGUUUUUAUGCGGCAUUGUCAGAAACUUAUUGUUUAGAGUUGUUUCUUAUUUUAAUAAGUGUGAUCUGGGUAGUGCUAAUUGCAAGUUUGGCCUUGAAACAUACAUAUUUGAUUUCCAAGAAUAUGACCUCUCUUGAUUAUCUUAAGAGUGAUAAUGAGAACAUCUUUGAGCAGGGCAGUUACGUAGAAAACAUUAGGCACUCACUGUGCUAUUUCAGUGAAGCCUGUAUACAAAGCACGAGAACAUUGCGUGACGCAACGUCCCAACGCGGCGUAAUCAUAGUGGAAUCCGUUUGA
Molecule: messenger RNA, 879 nt
Organism: Phytomonas sp. EM1
Lineage: Eukaryota; Euglenozoa; Kinetoplastea; Trypanosomatida; Trypanosomatidae
Source: the annotation of a GenBank genome assembly